Molecule: messenger RNA, 984 nt
Organism: Fusarium mangiferae
Lineage: Eukaryota; Fungi; Ascomycota; Sordariomycetes; Hypocreales; Nectriaceae
Product: related to 2`-hydroxyisoflavone reductase
Exons: 6
Coding region: 1-984 (327 amino acids)
Molecular function (GO): oxidoreductase activity
Source: RefSeq, a predicted model, not a curated record
AUGGUCAAGAUCGCAAUUGCUGGAGGGGCCGGCAAUGUUGGACAAGAGGUCAUGGAUGCCCUUGUAGCUAGAAACAAGCAUGAGAUAACCAUUCUGUCUCGAAAGGAUAUGCCAGGAACAGAAAUCGCCCCUGGGGUGAAGUGGUUCAAGACGAAAUACGACAAUGUUGAAGAACUUACCACUAUCUUAGAGGGCGUACAUACGGUUUUAUCCUUCAUGUCUGUCGCCCCUGGUGAUACAGCUGCAGGGCCACAGGAGAAGUUGAUUGAUGCGGCAGUCCGAGCGGGCGUGAAGCGCUUUGCCCCAAGUGAAUGGGCUUCGUCUAAUCUGGAAUAUUUUCCUUGGUACGACUUCAAGAGGUCUGCACGUGAGUACCUUGCAGAGCUGAACAAGGACAAAAAGGUCAUCGAGUACACACUAUUCCAGUUUGGACUCUUCACCAAUUACAUGACCUACCCAUACAAUUCAUCCAAGCACGUCAACCUUUUUGAAACACCGGUCAACUUUUAUGGCCGCCGAGCCCUUCUCAUUGACGAUGGUGAAGCGGUAAUAACACUCACAACUGCUCAAGACGCAGCAAAAGUGACUGCUUUAGCUGUCGAAUACGAAGGAGAGUGGCCGGUUGUCAGUGGUGUGAAGGGCACAGAUAUUACGAUGAAUGAACUUGUUGCACUUGGCGAGAAGAUCCGAGGUCAAAAGUUCAAAGUCGAGUAUUUGACAAGCGAGGACCUCGAAGCCGGUAUCGUCAAAGCUUCAUGGCUUCCCCUUCCCGAACACCCAUCGAUUCCAGUUGAGAUGCGAGAGAAGAUUGCUGCGGAUAUGAUCAAGUGCUUCCUUCUCGGAAUCAAGCAUGGUGCUUUGAAGGUCUCCGAUGAGUGGAACAGGCUUUUGCCCGAGUAUGAGUUUACCCAGCCUGAGAAAUUUUUGACCAAGGCAUGGGCUGCUAUUGACGCAGGAGCUAAGAGUGUCUUCACAGAGAAUUAG